Molecule: messenger RNA, 1287 nt
Organism: Micropterus dolomieu (smallmouth bass)
Lineage: Eukaryota; Metazoa; Chordata; Actinopteri; Centrarchiformes; Centrarchidae
Product: secretory phospholipase A2 receptor-like
Exons: 6
Coding region: 346-1287 (313 amino acids)
Source: RefSeq, a predicted model, not a curated record
UCUGGAGGUAGUUCCUCUUUUUUUCCACUGACUAGUAAAUUAUGGCUUACUGUGUGGGAUUUCUCAGGGAAACUAUUCCCAAUCUUUAUCUUUGAAUGAACCGCAAUAUCAUUUAAACAUCAAUAAAUAUAUCAAAUAACUAAAUUAGAAACCUUGCACUGAAAUGUGACACCUGUUUUGACAGAGCUCCUGCAAGAUGCAAAUAAAUCCUUGUGAUAGUCCCAUGUACAGCAUUUCCAUAAAGACUCUUUGGGAAUGACUGAAACACAACAUGUGAAGAGUGAGAGAAAGAAGGAGUAACAACUUGCAGAAGUGCGCUUUAACAACUGUGUAUAUGAAAACAACAUGCUCCAUUUGGUGACUUUGCUGCUGGCAUCAGGUUAUGUCACUUUAUGUUCACACAUUCAAGAGUAUCACUUUAUAAAGGAGGCUAAGACAUGGGAGGAGGCCCAGAUAUCCUGCAGAAACAACUACACUGACCUCGCUACUAUUGGCAGCCAUGAUGACAUGAAGAGGCUGGUGAACGUGACAGCAGCCAGUGGCAUGACGGAAGAAAUCUGGAUUGGUCUCACAGAGACCAGGGUGGCAUCCUGGCUGUGGUCUGUGGGAGAAACUCAGAGCAGUCACGGAGUGGCUGAAUACACUAACUGGUCCAUUGGUCCCAAUUCCUCUCACCACUGUGGAGGCAUGAGGGCUGAUGGGAAAUGGCGCAGUGCACUCUGUGAAACACCACUUCCUUUUGUCUGCCAGGAAGAACAUUUUGCAAUAUUCACAGAGGGGUCCAGUAGGGUGUAUAUUGUUCUUCAAGAGAAGUCCUGGAGGGAAGCCCAAGAGUACUGUCGACUGAAUAACACAGACUUGGCCAGUGUGAGGAACCAGACUGAAAAUCAGGCAUUACAGCAAACAGUUUUUGAAAAGGGGUCAUCGCUGUUCCUGAUCUGGAUCGGUUUGUUCAGAGAUGAGUGGAAAUGGUCGGACGAGAGUGACAGCUCCUUCAGAUACUGGGAGAGAAGUCAGCCAAAUGAUGAUGGAGUGUGCGCAUUGUACAGACCCUCCGACAACAAGUGGUAUGACAGAGAUUGUACCUCCUCAAAAUACUUCUUCUGCUAUAGUGAAAAGAAAGUCAUGAGGCAGAUCGUGAGGGUAGAAAUGAAGUCAAAUUCGUCCUUUGACUUCAGUGAUUCUGCUGUGAGCAAAGCCAUUUUGAACCAAAUCCAAAAAAGGUAUGACGGGGUCAAACUUCAGUGGAGUGUCCAGCCAGAUGGGAAGAUUUUCCAUAAAAAAUAA